Messenger RNA from Punica granatum (pomegranate), 2296 nucleotides. NCBI's taxonomy places the organism in Eukaryota, Viridiplantae, Streptophyta, Magnoliopsida, Myrtales, Lythraceae. The record is from RefSeq and is a predicted model, not a curated record.
CAGGCGUGGGCCCUAAAAGCCACACACUUUCCAGUUUCUUAUGUUACCUGCUCCGGGAGUAUGACAGAAGUAAUCAACGCCCUUCCUCGACGUUUCCAUCUUGAAGAAAAACAGACAACAGGGGCCUGAAAGUGAAACAGAGUAAGGACCGAACUCUUCCUCCAUUGCCGGAGCCAUGAAAGUCUUCCGCCGCUUCUCCGCAAGUCCAGAGACGCUGACCUUGAUCCUGGUCAACCUCGCUGGCAUCAUGGAGAGGGCCGACGAGUCCCUGCUCCCGGGAGUCUACAAGGAGGUGGGCGCCGCCCUGCACGCCGACCCGACCCGGCUGGGGUCACUGACUUUGUUCCGCUCCAUCGUCCAGUGCUCGUGCUACCCACUUGCGGCUUACCUGGCAGUGCACCACAACCGGGCUCACAUCAUCGCGCUCGGUGCCUUCCUCUGGGCCGGCGCUACCUUCCUUGUCGCCUGCUCCUCCACCUUCCUUCAGGUGGCAAUUUCGAGAGGUUUGAACGGGAUCGGGCUCGCCAUAGUGACCCCAGCUAUUCAAUCCCUCAUUGCAGACUCAACUGAUGAGAGCAACCGGGGGAUGGCAUUCGGGUGGCUUCAACUGACUGGGAACAUCGGCUCCAUCUUGGGCAACCUCUUCUCUGUCUUGAUAGCCUCCACAAGCUUCAUGGGCAUUCCCGGGUGGAGAGUCUCCUUCCACUUGGUUGGACUGAUAAGCAUUGUGGUCGGUGUAUUGGUUCGGCUCUUUGCAAGGGAUCCUCACUUUCUUGGUGAUGGCAUCGGUUCUCCUAAAGACCAGAGCUCAGAUAAGUCUUUCUCGUCUGAUUUAAAAGAACUGUUUAAGGAAGUGAAAUCUGUCAUCAGAAUCCCGACUUUUCAGAUAUUCGUGGCUCAGGGCGUGUGGGGCUCAUUCGCUGGAUCAGCUCUAUCCUUUGCUACUAUGUGGUUAGAACUCAUAGGCUUCUCCCACAAGAAGACAGCCUUCUUGAUGACCCUCUUCAUUAUUGCCUCUUCACUCGGGGGCUUGUUUGGCGGAAGAAUGGGGGAUGUACUAGCUAAACGGUUUCCAAACUCAGGGAGGAUAGUUCUGUCACAGAUAAGCUCGGGUUCAGCUAUUCCUUUAGCUGCAAUUUUGCUGCAGGCCUUGCCCGAUGAUCCCUCCACGGCAUUCUCACAUGGUCUUGUAUUAUUCAUCAUGGGUUUUUGCAUUUCCUGGAAUGCUCCUGCCACGAACAAUCCAAUAUUUGCAGAAAUAGUCCCGGAGAAAUCUAGGACAAGCAUUUAUGCCCUUGACAAUUCUUUCGAGACCAUACUCGCAUCGUUUGCUCCCUCAGUGGUUGGGAUGCUAGCUCAGCAUGUGUACGGCUACAAACCCGUGCCCACAAGAUCAUCAGGCACUGUAGAGAUCGAAACAGACCGUGAGAAUGCUGCAUCGCUUGCUAAGGCACUUUACACUGCAAUGGGGAUUCCGUUCACAAUAUGCUGCAUUAUCUACUCGUUUCUCUACUGCACAUACCCGAGAGACAGGGACAGGGCGAGAAUGGAAGCAUUGAGAGAGUUGGAGUUGGGACAGACUGGUAGUAAUGCCCCGUGCUUUGGAGAUGGGUACUAUGACCUCAAGAUUGUGGAAUCCGGUGGGCUCAACGGGGAAGAGAGGAGCAUGGUAGAUUAUGGAGAGGAGGAAAGCCUCGAAUUUGACCAUGAGAACGACGAGAAAGCCCUUCUCGCCCAUCGUCAGCUGACUUUCACAAACAUGGGAGAGUAAAAUAGACGAUGACGAGAUUUCUAAACUUCCAUUUGAUCCUUCGGCAUGCUUGGCUGAUCAUGUCCAAAAUUUACCACUGUGCUUUCUAAUAUUGUUGUCCCAUAUGAUGAAAACCAGAAUGUUGCCGAUUAUUUUUGUAACAUGAUCAGCCUAAAUGUACCAAACGAACCAAACGUAUUGUUGUGAAUGAAGGAGCAGGUGCCAGCAUGGAUCAUGGUGGCGGUGCAAAGAGAAGGAGCUCAUGUCAGAGGAUUCCUUCUCAAAGAUUUGAUGACUUCGUUUGGGGCCUGAGUUAGUUCCAAAAGUGUAUGCUGGCAUAUGUGGCCAGGGAGUGAGCUGUUAUAAUAAGGGGGUGAACGAAGGAAAGGGUAGCCAAUCUGUUAAGUGAUAUUCCUCUUCUCUCAUCUCCUCAAUCUUCUCUCUGUAUUUCUCAUCUCCUUUUCUCCUGAAUGUUAUGCUGUGAGGAUUGCAAUUCUCCCUUAAGAGUUGCUGAUUGAAUACAAAGCAUUCCCAUCGUUCCUUCCC